Messenger RNA from Pestalotiopsis fici W106-1, 1233 nucleotides. RefSeq lists its product as uncharacterized. NCBI's taxonomy places the organism in Eukaryota, Fungi, Ascomycota, Sordariomycetes, Amphisphaeriales, Sporocadaceae. Bases 1 to 1233 code for a protein of 410 amino acids. The transcript is spliced from 3 exons. The record is from RefSeq and is a predicted model, not a curated record.
AUGGGGAACGACGCCAAUGGCUAUCUUUUGCCAUCAUGGUACGUGCCCGAGCAGCCGACCCUGAUGGACCUCAACGUCGUUAGCAUCAUCUGGGGCUUCACGCUCGCCACCACCGUCUUUACGUUUUCCAAGGCGAUCCAACAGAGCUGGAAGUCGUACAAGCGGGGGAAGCUCUUUAAUGCCUACAUUAUCAUGGUCUGGGCUGAGUGGCUCGUGUGCGUGAUAAUAUCGAUUGUGAGCUGGCUGUUCUUGACGCCGAGCCUGAGCAUACUUCCGGGGUUUUGGCUCUUUUUUGGGCUUUUGUGCCUCUGGGUCGUCCAAAUACAAUGCAUCCUCCAGAUCAUUAUCAACCGAGUCCGGCUUCUUAUGGUGGACCAACACAAGGCCGAUAUACUCAAGUGGUCAGUGGCCGCCUUCAUUGGCCUCAUCAAUAUCAGCGUCUUCGUCAUUUGGAUCCCCGCGAGGCUGCAAAUAUCUGACCGCUGGGUUCACAUCAACACGUACUGGGACCGCUGCGAAAAGUCACUGUUUGCCCUCUGCGACAUUGGUCUCAACUUUUUCUUCCUCUACCUCGUGCGGUCGAAACUCAUCGCAAACGGCUUGCACAAGUAUAACAAGCUCUUGCGCUUUAACAUUCUCAUGGUGUGCGUCUCAUUAUCCAUGGAUGGAAUUCUUAUUGGCAUGAUGUCACUACCCAACUCGGCAGUCUACAUCCAGUUCCACCCCCUGACCUACCUAGUCAAGCUGCACAUUGAGAUGAACAUUGCCGACCUCAUCUCCAAGAUCGUCAAGGCCACCAACCAGCUCGACGAGUACCGGACCAACAAGCACGGCGCGCCGCACGUCUCCAACUCGGCCGCCGGGACCUCAUCGUCGGGAGCAUCCAAACAGCCCUCGAAAAUGUCGUCGUCAUUCAGCCGGACCCAGCAGCAGCAACAUCGCAACUCGAAUCUCAAGAGGAUGGACUCGAUUGAUCUGGCUCUGCACGGCUUUGCCCUGCCGAAUUGGGGAAAAGAGUGUGGCCCUGCGACAUCGAGCACCACGCACGGUGUCUAUGAAUCGGGACCUGAUCUCGAGGCCGGCGGAUCCGAGAAGAGGGACUUUGAGACAACGGUCGGCGAGGACGAGGGUGUCGACAUUGUCCAACAAGGGACACAACCGACGACACACGAUGUUGAAAAGAACGAGAAAUCAAAUCGAUCCAAUGAAAAGGCCGUAGGAGGCACAUGUUAA